Molecule: messenger RNA, 498 nt
Organism: Amoebophrya sp. A25
Lineage: Eukaryota; Dinophyceae; Syndiniales; Amoebophryaceae
Source: the annotation of a GenBank genome assembly
AGGAGAAAAAGUCGCAGGCUUCGCUCUCCACGAGAAUCCAUUCUUCGCAGCCCAUCUACGCACCGUUGCGGCUGCAGGCUCGCAGUUUACCGGAGAUAUCGAAGUACUUACGAGUACAAUACCCAGAUCUCGAGGACAAUCUGGAAGCGGUUUCGCGCCUAGAGGUCCCCGCAUGGAUCGAACACCCUAUUUUCUGGUGGGACACGGCAGGGCGAGGUGGAAGUUGCAAGCCUAUAGCUGUUAUGGCUUACACUGCGAGUUGAUUGCGGUUUCGAGUUGAAUUGCGAACACUAAAUCAUAUCUGUUCUUGUUCAUAGAGAGAUGAGGUAAAGAAGUAAAAAAGUUGGUUUGUAUUUGUUGAUGUUUUCUGCUGCUGACGAGGAGUUGAGAUCAUGGGAUGCAAGAUACUGUAACUAAUACAUCGCACCAUGCGACGUUCUAAUGUGCGGCAAUGGGUAGGCAGCGAGAGCGAGUACAACCACAGCUUCGAAAAUCUGC